Messenger RNA from Phytophthora megakarya, 624 nucleotides. The record is from the annotation of a GenBank genome assembly. Lineage: Eukaryota; Oomycota; Peronosporomycetes; Peronosporales; Peronosporaceae.
AUGGAGGAAUUAAACGUGGUUGAAUAUCUCAUAGACCGAUGUAGACACAGAAACGUUACUGCGGUGGUGGACAGUUUGGUGAAGGUGACUAGAGUCGGUUUCUUCCAAGGAGGGUCAAGGGGUAAUUCUGGUCAAGGUGGCAGCGGCAGUGUGAUAGUAGAAUAUGAUGAAGACAGGAAGGAGAUGACCUCUGUGUGGGCAGCAGCCACAGCUCUGGGAAAACAUCACAUCACCAACAAUGUAGCGGUUUUUGUGGGUCUACAGAGGAUGUUGGCGCACGCGUGGGAAAAGAAAUGGACCAAAUUGCACGUGGUUGGAGAUAGUGCUCUGGUGCUGGGCAUGAUGUCCCAGCGGAGAAGACCGAAAGCCACCACGUUGUUACACUGGUUUCAAAUCACACGCCGACUGGCUGAUCUGUGCGAAGUAGUGAGUUGGACUCAUCAUUGCCGGAGGCACAAUAAGGCGGCAGGUUGGUUAGCAAAUUUGGCAAUAGAUCGGGGACAAAGUUACAUGACGUCUACUGAAGAGGGAAAGUUAGCAGCUCCGAUUGCGGUGGGACUGGAACAGCUCCUAAAUGGUGAUUUCAGUCGUUGGUUAAAUCGGCAGCGUACUGGGGAAGGAUAA